Molecule: messenger RNA, 1280 nt
Organism: Solanum stenotomum
Lineage: Eukaryota; Viridiplantae; Streptophyta; Magnoliopsida; Solanales; Solanaceae
Product: purine permease 3-like
Exons: 2
Coding region: 48-1115 (355 amino acids)
Cellular component (GO): membrane
Molecular function (GO): purine nucleoside transmembrane transporter activity
Source: RefSeq, a predicted model, not a curated record
UAUAAAAGUAGAGUUCUCACUACAACUAAAGCAAACAAAAACAAAAAAUGGAAGAAGAAGCAAAUUUAAGUAUCAAUAUGAGGAGAUUCCUCUUGAUUAUAAAUUGUUUAUUAUUAUCCGUUGGUGUUUGUGGUGGCCCUUUAAUGAUGCGUUUAUAUUUUGUUGAAGGUGGUUUAAGAAUAUGGUUUAAUAGUUGGUUACAAACCGGUGGAUGGCCACUCACAAUUAUACCAUUAGUCAUCUUAUAUUUCUAUCGACGAAAAACCAAGGGCUCUGAUACCAAGUUUUAUUAUAUAACACCUCGUAUUUUCAUUGCAUCGCUCAUUAUUGGCGUUUUCACGGGUGUUGAUGCUUACCUUUAUUCAUGGGGCGGUUCGAAACUCCCCGUGUCAACGUCUUCCCUUCUCAUCGCCGCUCAACUUGCCUUCACGGCGAUAGGGGCUUACUUCAUAGUGAAGCUAAAAUUUACGUCAUAUUCGAUUAACGCGGUGGUUUUAUUGACACUUGGCGCGGUUUUAUUGGGUAUGCGAUCGAACGGUGAUCGACCGGAGGGUGUUACAAGUAAAGAGUAUGUAAUUGGUUUUAUUAUGACACUUUUGGCUGCAGCUUUGUAUGGACUUAUUUUGCCUUGUAUUGAGUUGAUGUAUUUGAAGGCAAAACAAGCUAUUACUGCAACAUUGGUGUUGGAGAUUCAAAUGGUCAUGUGUUUUGCCUCUACUGCUUUUUGCACAAUUGGAAUGAUUGCUAACAAAGAUUUUCAGGCAAUAUCAAGGGAAGCAAAACAUUUUAACCUUGGAGAAGGUAGAUAUUACAUAGUUGUAAUAUGGACUGCCAUAAUUUGGCAAUGUUUCUCUGUUGGUGCUGUUGGAGUUAUUUACCUCUCUUCUUCUUUAAUGUCUGGAGUUAUGAUUUCAGUUUUACUGCCAAUUACUGAAGUAUUAGGAGUAAUUUUCUUUGAUGAAAAAUUCUCAGCUGAAAAGGGACUUUCACUUUUUCUUUCUCUUUGGGGUUUUGUUUCUUAUUUUUAUGGAGAAUUUAAACAAGCAAAGAAACUUGAGAAGAAGAAAAUUCAAGAAAAUGAGAUGACAACAACAACACAAAUAGAACAUGUUUGACUUACUAUUUAUGGUUGUUACAAUUCGUCGUUAUAUAAUGAUGAAAAGUGUCAUUUUAUGUAAUGACUAGCUUAAUGUUGUCGUGAUGUUACCUUGUUUUCUGAUUACUUGGUAGUAUUUAAUUAUAAGUUAUAUUUGGCAUAUACAAUUCAUAAGUGUGUUUUU